AUGGGUAUUAACUACUGCAGAUGCAGCAGAACUAACGGAUUAACGUGCCUUCCAAAACACGGAGCAGAGCCGGAUGGAUGCAUUACAAUGUACCACCGAGUGAGACGAAAGAUGAGAAUAAGUAUUUGUGCCAUAUUAUUAUUAUUUCAUAAUUCAUUAGCUUUCCCUAAAUCAUCGGAGACAACUGAAUCAAUACCUAUCACAGAAUCCAGAGAUGAUAAUUUUGAAAAUAACAUUAUAGAUUUCGACGAAGAAUAUUCUAUUAAAUUUAACAAAAAAUAUGGAACAGUACCUUGGCAUUCAAACGAUGAACUCACAAGAGAAAACUUUAGAUAUUCAAUUUUAAAAGACAAUUUAAAUGUUAAUAAUAAAUUAGAGAAUACCAGUAAAUAUAAUAUUACUAAAACUAUAAAUAAAACGGCUGAUACAGAAGCUACCAGUGAAUCCACGCAAGAACCAGACUUCAGUGUUAUUCCAUUGGAAUUGGUGAGCACGACACAAAAUUAUUUAGUUAGCAUAGUUGAUAGUACAACAGAGGAAGAUUUAUCAGUGAUACCACUUUCAACAACAGUCAAAGAUUUACCAAACUUAUAUAUAAGUGAAACUGUAACCUUACCCACAUCAACACAAGAAUCCGAAACCACUACUAUUAAUGUUGGAACUCCAUCUAAAAAUAGUGCAGAAACAACAACGGUCACAGUACAAAAAAUAGAAACAAAGUUAUUAACAUCAAAUGAAAAUGUUACAAAGACUAAGGAUUUGGACGACUUGAAAGUAACCACCGAAGAAUUAAUAAUAAAUACAACAGAGAAAGAUAUCAUUACAAAUAAUGAAAGCACUUCUACAGAAACAUCAAUCGUUGCAAUAAAUACAACUGUCAUUAACAAUCGUACAAUUAUAGCUGAAAUACUUAGAACAAAUUCUAGUAAACAAAUCGAAAACAGAACGAUAUUAGAAGUAGAUAGUGACGAAGAGACUGAUAUUCCCGUAUUUACUGAGUUUGAUGGAGAGAGCGAGGAGGUCCCUGAAGAUUAUUACGACUCUAAAGAUGUUGUACCCACAACAACACCGAAGGCUAAUAAUGCUUUGACUGUACUCGUAGGCUUAGCUGGUAGCGUCGUAGAAAGUGUGGCUGAGAGAGUUGUACCGAAAGGUAUAUAUGAUCUUUUCAAAAGAAUGCAGAGACAAAGCGAGGCUUUGGAAUCAGAAAAACUCAGAAGUAGGGAGGAAAAUGGAGGAUUAGGUCAAUUCGGAAGAGGAAUCUUGAAAAGUAUUUCGUCUGGUUUGAGCAAACCUCUGAGCCAGCUGAUGGCUGGAGUCAGAGACUUUGGCUCUCUGGACAGCGAUCGAGGGUUUGUAGGCAGCUUAGCCUCAGGAGUCACUAGUGUCGCCAACGCAGCAAAUUCUCUAGUUGAUUCUUUCAAGGAUAGAGUGCAGGCUAUUUACCCAGGCACUGUGUGGUGCGGCGACGGUCACUCCGCCACAGCUCGCUCAGGGGAGUUGGGCUUAUUCUUCUUCACUGAUACUUGCUGCAGGCAGCAUGACGCGUGCAAAAUGUACAUUAAAGCGGGAGAGACUAAACAUGGUCUCACUAACACUGGUCUGUUUACUAGACAUCCUUCAAUCGAUAAUUUUAAUAUAAAAAUUACAACUAUUGAUUGGUCUAUUAAUAUGGUUGAUGGCCAAUUCGUACUUAAGAGGCCGCUCACAGCAAAAUCAUAA
Molecule: messenger RNA, 1722 nt
Organism: Diatraea saccharalis (sugarcane borer)
Lineage: Eukaryota; Metazoa; Arthropoda; Insecta; Lepidoptera; Crambidae
Source: the annotation of a GenBank genome assembly